Messenger RNA from Acomys russatus (golden spiny mouse), 1887 nucleotides. RefSeq names its product F-box protein 22 (gene Fbxo22). The transcript has 7 exons. Gene Ontology annotation, biological process: regulation of skeletal muscle fiber development; protein polyubiquitination; positive regulation of proteasomal ubiquitin-dependent protein catabolic process. The coding region runs from base 36 to 1244 and encodes 402 amino acids. NCBI's taxonomy places the organism in Eukaryota, Metazoa, Chordata, Mammalia, Rodentia, Muridae. The record is from RefSeq and is a predicted model, not a curated record. Gene Ontology annotation, molecular function: protein binding.
AGCUGCCUUGGGGCUCUCGGGCCAGUAAGCGAGGAAUGGAGCCGGUGGGCGGCGGCGGCGGCGGCGGCUCUUCCUCAGACCCGCGAAGCACCUAUGUGCUUAGUAACCUUGCGGAGGUGGUGGAGCGUGUGCUUACCUUCCUGCCCGCCAAGGCGCUGCUGCGGGUAGCCGGAGUGUGCCGCCUGUGGAGGGAGUGUGUGCGCAGAGUGCUGCGGACCCAUCGCAGCGUGACCUGGAUCUCCGCGGGUGUGGCGGAUGCCGGCCACCUGGAGGGACAUUGCUUGGUCCGCGUGGUGGCUGAGGCGCUUGAGAAUGUUCACAUCUUACCACGGACAGUUCUCUAUAUGGCAGAUUCUGAAACUUUCAUUAGCCUGGAAGAGUGUCGCGGCCAUAAAAGAGCGAGGAAAAGAACUACUAUGGAGGCAGCGUUUGCCCUGGAGAAGCUGUUCCCCAAGCAGUGUCAAAUCCUUGGGAUUGUGACCCCGGGCAUUGUCGUGACUCCAAUGGGAUCUGGUAGCAAUCGACCUCGGGAAAUAGAAAUUGGAGAGGCUGGUUUUGCUUUAUUAUUCCCUCAAAUUGAAGGAGUGAAAAUUCAGCCCUUUCAUUUUAUGAAGGACCCCAAGAAUUUAACACUUGAAAGACGUCAACUUACUGAAGUGGGUCUUCUGGAUAACCCUGAGCUUCGUGUGGUCCUUGUCUUUGGCUAUAACUGCUGUAAGGUGGGAGCCAGCAAUUAUAUGUAUCGAGUAGUCAGCACUUUCAGCAACAUGAACAUCAUCCUGGCUGGAGGCCAGGUGGACAACUUGUCUUCACUGACGUGUGAAAAGAAGCCUCUGGAUAUUGAUGCUUCAGGUGUGGUUGGACUGUCGUUUAGUGGGCACCGAAUCCAGAGCGCCACAGUGCUCCUCACCGAGGAUGUGAACGAUGUCAAGACUGUUGAGGCAGCCAUGCAGCGCCUCAAAGCAGCCAACAUCCCGGAGCAGAACACCAUUGGCUUCAUGUUCGCGUGCGUUGGCCGGGGCUUUCAGUACUACAGAGCCAAGGGGAACGUUGAGGCUGAUGCCUUUAGGAAGUUUUUCCCCAGUGUACCCUUAUUUGGCUUCUUUGGCAAUGGGGAGAUUGGAUGUGACCGGAUAGUCACUGGGAACUUUAUACUGAGGAGAUGUAACGAGCUAAAGGAAGAGGAUCUGUUCCAUAGCUACACAACCAUCAUGGCGCUCAUUCACCUGGGGGCCUCUAAAUAAGCCACCUUGUUCAGAGUGACUUCACAGUAUUUAACUUUGGGGCUGCCUUUUUCAGAGAAAUGGAAACGAUGUAAAUUUUUAGAUAAAACUAGCUAUGCGUGUUUUGUAGCUUUGAGUGGUGCUCUGAAGUCACUUUGGGAUGACUUUUAAUAUAUUGAUGAAGGACAACUUUCUAUACACACAGGUCAAGAAGUGAGGCUGUUGCUAGGUGCAGGCAAAGCUGCUGUGGCUAGACUGCGCCCGGUUCUGUGGCCACUGUGUAAGCCACUGGGGGUUGAGAAGGCCACCGGGAAGACGGGUUAAGACCUUGUAGUGGCUGAUAAACUUUUAGCAGACUCAUGACUUUAUUCUCCCUUUAUAAAGGAGAAAAUUAAAGAAAUGGUUUGAGAAGCUUUUCUCUGCUUUUCAGUUUUCACAGAAGUUGUACAAAUAUUGCUGACUUUUUAUUUUUCUGUAAAGACUGUCUGUGAUUCAAUACUGUAUAAAGUUGCCCCUUUAAGUCAGUUAGCGUUUUCCUCUUCACAGGAAAGACUGCAAGGGAACAAUCUUUUUCACAUAGUUCUGAAAGUUAUAUCACCAUAUUUUGGUUUUAUACCAAUAAAAUAUACUUGAAAGCCCACUCGACUAGUGUUGCAUCUAUUCU